CGCUGACAGCCAUUCCAUCACCUCCACCAGCAAUUCCGCUCAUCUUCCUCCCAAUUCGUCCUCGUUUCCCUCCCUUAGAACCUCACGAACCCUUCAAUCCACCAUCCGAUCUCCCUUCAUCCACUGCUGCAUCCAUCAAUCACUCCCCCUACCAUCCACCUUCUUCGGCACCACUGCAGUCUAUUCCUUUUCCAUCACUUGGUUUGUGCUGUCACUGCUACUGCUAAACAUAUCUUCUCCUGCUGCGACUCGGCUCUUCCUCUUUCUCUUGUACACACCUACGGUCAAUCGUCAACCUCUGUCGUCUCGUUCCCUUCGCCGUCGGUACUGGCAUCGACAUUUCGAACUUCUCUACCUUCUACCUCGCAUCUCUCGGUCGUCCUUCCCUUUCGCACGUUUUCGUCCUAAUCGCCUGAAGCUACCUAGGUUCAUUUGAGAACUAAAUCAAGAUCCGGCCUCGAACCUCUCCAAGCGCAGGCUCGAGAAAACUGCCUCAUUCCAUCCACUUCUCAGUCUUCGGAUCACCUUUCAGGGUACCAUACUCCUAAUCGUUUAUUACAACUAUUCUGCUUCAAAAGCACUAUUGGACUCGAUCAUUGCCGUGCAAUUAUCAUACCCCGAUCAACGCGAAGCCUUCGACUGUCCUGCUGGUACUGCACAUAACCUCGACAUAUUGCCACGAUCCACACCGCUUUGUAUAUUUUGACCGUUUGUCACUUCGGCAUUCUCACCAUCUCUCCUACACUGUUUCUGUCACAGCUGCCUGAACUUCUGGAAGGUCCAGCUGUUGCCACAUCCUCAAGGUCCUAGGCCUCAGAUCUUUCAUCUCGAACCUACUCAACGAUAUCGAUUUCAUACGACUACGACAUAAUAGCUUCCUAAUCGGUCACCAAAACCUCGGACCCUCAUUACAGUUUCACUUCGACGCGUCGACAACGCACGGUCCUCUGUUUUAUUUCGCCCAGAUUCGUCCUGCUUGGUCCGGGCUCUUCUCGCAUUAUUGAUACAAGUCGAACUUUCAUCAAUUUGAAAAUCACGCGUUACUCUCUAGAACCACAAUGAGCAUCAACGCUGGCGGUGUUGCUCAGAUGACUUAUCAGUCACCCUUCAACAACUCGAUUGGUGUCUCUGGCCCAGGGUUUGCGUCUCGUGGAAAAGGGUCUCAUAUCAAACGCCUGAGUGUUGCCCCUCCUUCCACGAUCUCAACCAUCGAUGAGACUCAACAGGCCACGGUUAACGCUACUCCACGCACCAGUCGCGGUCAUCUUCUGGCAGGCCUUCGUACCGCUCCCAAGUCGGCCACGGUUCCGCCUGCCAACAACGGCCUAGGUCUGGAAGCCAGCAAGUACGCCUCCCAGCAAUAUGGCAGCCAAAUGCCGCAGACCGCUACAGGUACGCACUUUCCCAGCAACCGGCCUUCGUAUCGCCACAGCUUCCACCAAGGGUUCUCUCGUCCGGAGCAAGUCCUUGCACCUCCUUCUCUUGACCUUGCGGAUGGAGCCCACACUAUGGAUCAGAGCCUGUACGACGAAUUGGUUGCCACCAACAAUUACCUUGCCCAGCAACAACGAGCUCUUCAGCAGCAAUUGUUGAACGUCACUACUGUAGCUCAGCAGUUGGGUGGACUCAAUCUCAACGCCGGGAUGUUGAACAAUGCUGGACAACAGUUCCAACCUCCCUUCGCUUCUCCGUUGAGCCUGUACAAUCAGCAGUUCCAGCAGGGCCUGCAACCAAUUGUUCAGCCCGUUCCUGGCAGCCCUGGAGUCUUUGCUGUCUACAACCCCAUGACAGGUCAAUCCAACAUCGUCGUGGACAAUUCGCUUCAACAACAGCAACAGGAUGUAGCGUCCCAUGGCCGCAAUCAUUCUAUCUCGCCGCCACCCGCCACUCCUGGCUACAAGCGACAGGUCAACGAAACAUCGUAUCCCUUGACCGAGACUCGUUCAAAGACUCCUCCCAAGUCGACCCCUUCUCCUAGGCAAGAUGUUGAACCUCUGCCUCCCCCAUCUGCCAAUGCUUUCCGACGCGGCCAUCGCAAGAACAUAUCUUCUGUCAAUGUCAAGACUGCAGGAGAAUGGACUAAAGGAUCCGGUAUCAAGUCUGCAGGGUUUCCGCAAACUCCUGCCACGGGCACAUUCGGGCCGGGGCAAGGCAGAGCCGGCGAACAUCCUGUGAGACAACCCAAGGGUCCUCCCCUGCUUCAAGAGCUUCAGGAAAAGCCGACUUCCAAGCAUGAGGGCAGCAAGAACUUUGCUACUCGGCAACGACGUCGAGCUGUUCAUGACUUGGUUCGUGCUGGCCGGGAGCGUCGCAGUGACGGUCGCCAAUCGGGCUCUGGAGCUGGGACACCCGGCAGCGAGAACGAAUCCAAUUUCUCCGUCUCUUCUGACAGUGAUUCGGUCCUUGCUGGUAGCACCACUCUGUCUAGCAAGCCAAGCCUAGGUAGUCUGCGAGCUGCUGCGAACGGAGCAAUUGGGUCUGAGAUCAAGGAAAAGUCUCGCGAGCGUUCUUCGGUCGACUGUUUUGGACCUGCCAGCGCCAGGAGCUUUAGCAGCGAUGAGGGCAGUUCGAUGGGAACAGGAUUUGUGGAAGUCGAGCCAAUCAGACGCAACACUCCGCGCUUGGUGCUCAGUAACGCUGAGAAGCGCAAGAGCGUCUUUUUCUGAAGACGUUUCUGCAAUUAGGGCAGUGCCCGUUGCAUCAUCAUUGGAGUUCUCUUGGAAGACUCAGCCACUCUUUUCAUCACGAUUUGAUGACCUACACUCUCCAGAUUGAUUGACAGACACGACGUUACCUGCGCUCAAUCCGGUUGAUGAACACCCACUCUGGUUGGACCACUAGUGGUGGUAUCCUUAAUGGAUGAUUCCAUGCAUUAGUUAUUGAUUUAUCUCUUUUCCAAGCUUCGAUUCUCUCUACUGGUGCCCCUAUUAGUCAUCCUCAACAGGAUGUGAUGACUUGAGGAUCAAGCCUGCUUGCAAAUCUAGGUAGAACUAGAAAUGCUCACUUGACCAUUCUAAUCAG
Exophiala dermatitidis NIH/UT8656 is the source of this 3021-nucleotide messenger RNA. RefSeq lists its product as uncharacterized. Bases 1059 to 2666 code for a protein of 535 amino acids. The transcript has 2 exons. The record is from RefSeq and is a predicted model, not a curated record. NCBI's taxonomy places the organism in Eukaryota, Fungi, Ascomycota, Eurotiomycetes, Chaetothyriales, Herpotrichiellaceae.